Molecule: messenger RNA, 3959 nt
Organism: Chlorocebus sabaeus (green monkey)
Lineage: Eukaryota; Metazoa; Chordata; Mammalia; Primates; Cercopithecidae
Source: RefSeq, a predicted model, not a curated record
CGGCUGGCUGAACUGCUGCUGGAGCGAGAACCCCUCUGCUCGAGGCCUGAGGCUCCCUCUAGGGCUCCCGCCGAGGGCCCCUCGCACCAUCUGGCCCUGCAGCUGGCCAACGCCAAGGCUCAGCUGCGGCGUCUGCGGCAGGAGCUGGAAGAGAAGGCCGAGUUGCUGCUAGACUCCCAGGCCGAGGUGCAGGGUUUGGAGGUCGAAAUAAGAAGGCUCCGCCAGGAGGCCCAGGCGCUGUCGGGACAGGCCAAGCGGGCCGAGCUGUACCGCGAGGAGGUAGAGGCGCUGCGGGAGCGGGCCGGCCGCCUGCCCCGCCUGCAGGAGGAGCUGCGGCGCUGCAGCGAGCGGCUGCAGGCGGCUGAGGCCUGCAAGAGCCAGCUGGAGGAGGAGCGGGUGCUCUCAGGGGUGCUGGAGGCCUCCAAGGCGCUGCUGGAAGAGCAGCUGGAGGCUGCCCGAGAGCGCUGCGCCCGGCUGCACGAGACCCAGCGCGAGAACCUGCUGCUGCGGACCCGGCUGGGCGAGGCCCAUGCGGAACUGGACUCUCUGCGGCAUCAGGUCGACCAGCUGGCUGAGGAGAAUGUGGAGCUGGAGCUGGAGCUUCAGCGGAGCUUGGAGCCGCCCCCAGGAUCCCCUGGGGAGGCACCCCUGCUGGGAGCAGCCCCCUCGCUGCAAGAUGAGGUGAGGGAGGCAGAGGCUGGGCGGCUUCGGACCCUUGAGAGAGAGAACCAGGAGCUUCGGGGGCUGCUUCAGGUGCUUCAGGGGCAGCCAGGGGGCCAGCACCCCCUGCUGGAGGCACCGAGAGAGGACCCUGUGCUUCCGGUGCUGGAGGAGGCUCCCCAGACUCCUGCGGCCUCCGACCACAGUCCCCAGGGCUUGGCUCAGAAGGCAAGGGAUGGAGGCCCCCAGGCCUUGAACUUGGCUUCCCCAGCAUCAGACUCAGUGCUCAAGGGGUCAGCUGAGUGUCCCCAGGCACCUGAUUCGGACCCACAGGAGGCAGAGAGUCCCCUUCAGGCAGCUACUGUGGACCCCCAGGCCUCAGACUGGUCCCCCCAAGAGUCAGACUCUCCUGUGGAGACACAGGAGUCCCCGGAGAAGGCUGGCUGUAGAUCCUCUCUCCAGAGCCCUGCCUCUGUGGCCCCACCUCAGGGUCCAGGGACCAAAAUUCAGGCCCUGCAGUUGCUGGGAGGAGAGACCGAGGGAAGAGAGGCUCCCCAAGGUGAGUUGGUGCCUGAGGCCCAGGGGUUGAGACAGGAGGACCCUGAGCACAAGCCAAGGCCUUCGGAGCCCAGCUCUGUGCAGCUGGAGGAGCAUGAGGGCCGCAACCAGGGCCUGGACCUGGCCACGGGACAAACAGAGGCCAGAGAGCAUGACCAGAGGCUGGAGGGGAUGGUCGGGAACCCAGCCUGGCAAAAACCACAGCAGAAGUCAGAAGGGGCUCUUGAGGUCCAGGCCUGGGAGGGCCCAGUCACGGGGGAGAGCCUGGCCAGUGGUGUCGCAGAGCAGGAGGCGCUCAGGAAGGAGGUGGCAGAGCUGAGGAGAAAGGCUGAGGCCCUUGGAGCUGAGCUGGAAGCCCAGGCCCGCAAGCUGGAGGCCCAAGACAUGGAGGCUGCCCGCCUCUCCAAGGAACUGGCCCAAGCGCGAAGGGCAGAGGCCGAGGCCCACCGGGAGGCAGAGGCCCAGGCCUGGGAGCAAGCCCGGCUGCGGGAGGCAGUGGAGGCUGCUGGCCGGGAGCUGGAGGCUGCGUCCCAGGAACGGGAGGCGCUGGUGGAGGCGCUGGCAUCAGCGGGCCGGGAGCGGAGGCAGUGGGAGCGUGAGGGGUCCAGGCUGCGGGCCCAGUCGGAGGCCGCCGAGGAACGGAUGCAGGCGCUGGAGAACGAGGGCCGCCAGCACCUGGAGGAGGCUGAGAGGGAGCGCCGGGAGAAGGAGGCCCUCCAGGCGGAGCUGGAGAAAGCUGUGGUGCGGGGCAAGGAGCUAGGGGCCCGGCUGGAGCAUCUGCAGCGUGAACUGGAGCAGGCAGCUCUGGAGCGCCAGGAAUUUCUGCGAGAACAGGAAAGCCAGCACCAGAGGUACCAGGGCUUGGAGCAGCGGCUGGAAGCUGAGCUGCAGGCAGCAGCGACCAGCAAGGAGGAAGCGCUAAUGGAGCUCAAGACCAGGGCCCUGCAGCUGGAAGAGGAGCUGUUCCAGCUGCGCCAGGGCCCUGCGGGGCUGGGGCCCAAAGAGCAUGCGGAGCCUCGGCUGGUGGAGACCCAGAAUGUGCGACUUAUUGAGGUGGAACGCAGUAAUGCAACACUGGUGGCAGAGAAGGCAGCUUUGCAGGGGCAGCUGCAGCACCUGGAGGGGCAGCUGGGGAGCCUGCAGGGCCGUGCCCAGGAGCUGCUGCUGCAGAGCCAGCGGGCGCAGGAGCACAGCAGCCGCCUGCAGGCUGAGAAGUCUGUGCUGGAGAUUAAGGGCCAGGAGCUGCAUCGGAAGCUGGAGGUGCUGGAGGAGGAGGUGCGGUCGGCGCGGCGGUCCCAGGAGGAGACCCGCGGGCAGCAGCAGGCCCUGCUUCGGGACCACGAGGCCCUGGCACAGCUGCAGCGGCGGCAGGAGGCCGAGCUAGAGGGACUGCUGGUGCGACACCGAGACCUCAAGGCCAACAUGCGGGCACUGGAGUUGGCCCACCGGGAGCUGCAGGGCAGGCAUGAGCAGCUGCAGGCCCAGCGGGCCAGCGUGGAGGCACAGGAGGUGGCCCUACUGGCAGAGCGUGAACGCCUGAUGCAGGAUGGGCAUCGGCAGCGGGGCCUGGAGGAGGAGCUGCGGAGGCUUCAGAGCGAGCACGACAGGGCUCAGCUGCUGCUGGCAGAGGUGUCUCGGGAGCGGGGUGAACUUCAGGGUGAACGCGGGGAGCUACGGGGCCGGCUGGCGCGGCUGGAGCUGGAGCGGGCACAGCUGGAGAUGCAGAGCCAGCAGCUGCGCGAGUCCAACCAGCAGCUGGACCUGAGCGCCUGCCGGCUGACCACACAGUGUGAGCUAUUGACACAGCUGCGGAGUGCCCAGGAAGAGGAGAACCGGCAGCUGCUGACUGAAGUGCAGGCCCUGAGCCGGGAGAACAGGGAGCUCCUGGAGCGCAGCCUGGAGAGCCGGGACCACCUGCACCGAGAGCAGCGGGAGUACCUGGAACAGCUUAAUGCCCUGCGCCGAGAGAAGCAGAAGCUCGUGGAGAAGAUCAUGGACCAAUACCGCGUGCUGGAGCCUGGGCCCCUGCCCCGGACCAAGAAGGGCAGCUGGCUGGCAGACAAGGUGAAGAGGCUGAUGCGGCCCCGGCGGGAGGGGGGCCCCCCUGGGGGGCUGCGCCUGGGGGCCGAUGGGGCUGGCAGCACCGAGAGCCUGGGGGGCCCCCCGGAGACGGAGCUUCCUGAGGGCAGGGAGGCAGAUGGGACAGGUGGGUCUGGGGGUCAGGUGGCCAGGAUGGUCCCUGCCCCACAUCCUCUGCCCCUACCUUGGCACCUGCCUCACUGCCUGGCCUGCAUGCAUGACCCCAUUGGCCUUCCCUGAGGCCUGCUCAGCCUGCCCUGAUGCCACCAGGGGCUCUUUGCCCUGGGCCCUGCAGGGUCACCCUUGGCCCACACCUCUCUCCUGCCUGUGCUAUCCCCCACCCAGCCUGCCCCAUCUGCAGAGGAGCCCAGGAUCUGGGAGGUGCAGAGGACUCUAGGGAGAGGUCAUUGAUCCUAGACUGCAGAUGAGGAGACUGAGGCCCCGGGAGGGGAAGCUCCUUGCCCAAGGUCAUGCAGUGAGUUAGUGUCAAGGCCAGCACAGGGCCAGCGUCCUGCUGCCCCCUCAUUUGCCUGGCUCCUACCCCCUCUCUGUACCUCCUCUCCCUGGCCCUGGGCAGCUUCACCCACUGGCCCCUCCACUCCACCCAGGCCACUGCUCUUCUGACCCCCUCCCUACAUGAGCCUCAGCCCCCUUCCCCUCCC